This is a messenger RNA of Ramularia collo-cygni, 1014 nucleotides long. RefSeq lists its product as uncharacterized. The coding region runs from base 1 to 1014 and encodes 337 amino acids. The record is from RefSeq and is a predicted model, not a curated record. The transcript has 2 exons. Lineage: Eukaryota; Fungi; Ascomycota; Dothideomycetes; Mycosphaerellales; Mycosphaerellaceae.
AUGCUCUCUUCCAUCUUCGUCGCCGUUACUGGCCUUGCGACUGUUGCGCUCGGCGCUCCGGGAUAUGGUGCCCCAGCCUAUGGAGCCCCAGCUUAUGGCGCUCCCGGUCAAUCCCAAUCUAUGAGCACGACUUCUGAAUCUUCGGCAUCCCCCACCAUGGGCACGGCCUCCCCCACCAUGAGCACGGCCUCCAAGUCGUCGUCCAUUGUCAUGAAGACCAUGUCUUCGUCAUCUAUGUCGAAGAACACCAUGACAUCUUCGUCAUCCAUGUCGAAGAUGACUUCGUCGGCAUCCAUGUCGAAGAACACUUCUUCCACCAUGAUGUCGAUGACCAAGCCAACAACCUGCCCAACCAGCUGCCAGACCAAGACCAUCACCAAGUCGGCCUCCGCUACCACCUGCCCAACCACCGGCAAUGGUAACCCUACCACCAUCACGGUGACAAGCACUGCUACCGCAACUAGCACCCCUACCGCCUCUUGCGGCGCUGCUCGCACUGCAAACUUCGAUGACAUCCCUCUCGGACUCAUCAACACCACGCAGCUUGCUUUGUACGAGGGUCUCGACUACUCCGCCCUCGACGCUGGCGUUCUUGGCAAUGCCCCUCUUUUGGGCCUGAAGGCACACUCUGGCGAACAGGUCGUUACUUUUGGCCCAACCACACUGCUGUUGCAGGGCAAGCCAAUGCUGUUCCCCGUGGGCUCCAACUUCUUCAACUUCCAGAGCUUCUACUUCGGUUGUGUUGCUGCUGCUUCCACCACCGUUGCCAGCGUCGCUCUCCCAUGCACCAUCAACGUCGACGGGUUCCGUGACGGCCAGCAGGUCGCUACCCAGAGCUUCAAGUUCACCCCCAACAUCUUGGCAUUCGGCGGCAACAACAUGAUGCAGGCAACUCUCUCUGCGGCUUUCACCAACCUGGAGCAGGUCACCUUCUCCAGCUCUGGUCUCUUGGCUGUUGCCGACCUUGUCGCACUUGACGACCUCGUCUACCAGACCUGCUCUUACAAGCCAUAG